AUGCUCUUCGGUGUUAUUGCUACCUUCAUGUUUUUCUGCUUCCUCGGCAUGAUUUACCUGCCCGACCUGAAGGGCAGUCAGCUGUACAGCAAGUACAUUGUGGCACAGGCCGAUUCUUUGGGGCCCAAUCUGCUCGGCCUACCAGUGCCUCCGCUGGAGUCUGAUCAUCUUCAAAACAAUGAAAAUGGUGAAAGCCAGGCGGUCCUUCCACGACCACGAGGUCGCUACGAUGACGAGCUUAGAUUGAAGGCAAAGAUACAAGAACAUUUUAACCUAAGUCAAGAAGCUGUGAUACCUAAACCCAAUUUAAUUCCGCCCAUCAAACUGGCAGAGUCCAGUUCUGCCUCAGCACAGAUUUCAAUGCCAAGCUUGAACGUUAGUCAGCUGCCUGACGGCGACGACCCUGACCCUGAGGUGCGCAAGAAGAGAGAUUUUGUCAAAAACAUGAUGAUCAUCUCAUGGGACAACUACAAAAAGUACGCCUGGGGUGACAAUGAACUGAAGCCCAUCUCAAAACGCGGCCAUUCAGCUGGCAUCUUUGGCACUUCUAAAUUAGGCGCAACUAUUGUCGACGGCUUGGACACGCUGUGGAUCAUGGGCCUGAAAGACCGUUUCAAGGAUGGCCGUGACUGGAUUGAGGGGCACCUCACCCUGGAUGUCACAACGGAGAUGUCCGUUUUCGAGACCAUCAUUCGCUUUGUGGGGGGCCUUCUCACCUGUUAUGCCUUUACCAAAGACGAGAUUUUUCUGCGUCGCUCAGUGGAGAUCGCCGACAAAAUGCUGCCCGCUUUCGACACACCCACUGGACUGCCUCAUUCUCUCAUCAAGCCAGCGUCUGGCGCAAGCAAAAACUACGCUUGGGCUUCACAGAGCAACAGCAUUCUCGCUGAGGUGGGCACGCUGUACCUGGAGUUUGCCUACCUAACAGCCGUCACCGGUGAUAAGAAGUACCUCGAAAAGGUGGAACGAAUUCGUGAGCUGCUCGACUCGAUCGAGAAACCAUUUGAUGGCCUCUACCCAAAUUACAUCAAUCCAAAGACGGGAAAAUUCGGUCAACAGCACAUCUCGGUGGGUGCCCUUGGCGACAGUUUCUACGAGUACCUGCUCAAGACUUGGUUGUUCUCCGAUAAGACCGACGUGGUCGCCCUGCGAAUGUACAACGAAGCCAUCGAUGCCAUUGAUAAGCAUCUGGUGCAAAAGUCACAGUCAGGACUGGUGUAUCUGGCGGACAUGCGCUACGGCCGCCUGGAGCACAAGAUGGGACACUUGGCCUGCUUCUCAGCGGGCAUGUUCGGUCUGGGCGCCAAGACGAAUGCCCACGAUGAGAAGAGAGCCGAAAAGUACCUGAAGCUGGGAGGCGAUUUGGCGCACACCUGUCACGAGUCCUACGCGAGGACGGCCACCAAAAUUGGUCCGGAGGUGUUCUGGUUCACCGGGGAUUUGGAUGCUCAAAUUGGACGACGCAACGAGCGCUACUACAUCCUUCGCCCUGAAGUUAUUGAAGGCUGGUUCUACAUGUGGCGCCUGACGAAAGAUCCAAAGUACCGACAGUGGGCGUGGGAUGCUGUGGAGGCUAUCCAAAAGCACUGCUUUGUCCCCGGCGGCACCGGCUACUCGGGCAUCAGCAAUGUCGACAGUAAUGAGACUACCCUCGAUGACGUUCAGCAGAGCUUCUGGCUGGCAGAGACGCUGAAGUACCUGUACUUGAUCUUCUCAAAUGAUGACCUGGUUUCACUGGACACCUGGGUCUUCAACACCGAGGCCCAUCCACUUCCCAUUCGCAAUCGCAAUCCGGCUUUUCCUCCCAAUGCCAUCACCAAGGUCUAG
Molecule: messenger RNA, 1827 nt
Organism: Rhagoletis zephyria (snowberry fruit fly)
Lineage: Eukaryota; Metazoa; Arthropoda; Insecta; Diptera; Tephritidae
Source: RefSeq, a predicted model, not a curated record